AAAAAAAACAAAUUUAUUUACUUAUUUCGUUUGGCUGCAAGGGUUAUCUAUCAAACCUUUAGACUUAAAUAUAGUGUAUGAAUAAAUAAUAGCCAUUUAUAUACAAAAUUUGAUAGGAAAUUAUUAUAUAUUUUAAAUGGUUUUCUUUAGAAAAAUUAAAAAUCUUGAAAAUCAGCCAUGUCUCAUCACAAAGAUGGAUUUAGAUGCAGAUAGAAAAAGGAUAUGUCUAAUAGACAUAUCUAGCACAGUAUAUAUUUUUAGCACUUAAUCCUUACAUAAUUUAAUAGAAGAUUGGCGCUUUAAAUUUUAAAAAGAUUUAAACUAUGCUGAUAUGAAAUCUUUGGAUACUCCUUUGUUUAAAUUCUCACCUUACGAGCUUUACAAGCCAUCUUAAGUUAAAUUUAGCUCUAGCAUAUGUAAAUUAUAACAUUCUGCUGCAUAAAUCCUUGUAAAAGAUUCAUUUGAAGAAAGAGAUCAUGCAAUAAAAACGAAAAUAGAAGAUAGCUCAUUUUAAAGUGAAAAUUAAAAUUAAACACCUUAAGCGCAAUAAAAAAACAUGACAGAAUCAAAUUUAAUAUAUCAAAAACCUAAAUACCCUCGAAGUUACACUACAUAUUCUGAAAAAUCAAAUAAAAAAAUAAAAAUUAACAUGAUAUACAGUACAGAAUAGAGUAUGAUUCGCUAAGAUUCUUCAAUUUUAUAUAGCAAUUUUAAAAGAGAAAGAAUCUAGAAUAAUUAAAAUAAUAGCAAUAAUGAUUUAUAUGCACUAGCUAUACAAGAAUCAAGAGGCAAUAUAAAAGUAUAUUCACCUCUUUUCGAAAUAAAUGACUGGAUUAAAGUGGCUAACAUAGUUUACUAAGAUAAUUAAUUUUCUACCCUAGAUUUCUGUUGGUCAAGGGAAAGUAAAUUCAUAUUUGCUAUUUAUUCAGACUCACAAUUAGUAUAAUAUGAUUCAGCUCAACAGUUUACUCCUAUAAAAAAGUUUAAAGUGGAUCCAUCAGCAAAUUAUAAAAUAAUUUCUAAUAUGAGAAAUGAUUGUCUACUCUUAAAAAAUGAAAAAAAUAGCUGCUAACUAAUUGACUUUGAAAGUAAAAAGGCCUACACCUUUGAGGUAUUCAAAAAAGAAAGAGGAUAAAACAAUUAAAAUUAAUAGAAAAAUUCAAUUUUAUAAGAUAAAUAAAUAUCUUUGAGUAAUCAAAACAAAUAGAAUAAUAUUCAUAUCUUUCCAAACUCAUAAAAAGUUGUCUAGGACAAACAAACAAAUGAUUUCUGCAAUUAAAACAGUGCAGGGAAGAUAAAAACAUAAUUUAACAAUUAAUUAAUAAUGUCUUCUCAAAAGAGUAACAAUAUAAUCAAAGAAACUAAUUUAGACGAUAAAGAUGAAGAUAAUGAAUAUCCCAGUGAAAACUUGAGUGCAUCAGAUGAAAUGAUAGUGGAUAAGUGUAUUUAAGAAAAUAUUAAUGAGUAUAUUUAUGAAACACAAGCAAGUGUUAGUUCAGAUGCAAAAUAUAUUUGUCUUGGAUCAAUACAUGAAAAGGGGGUUUUACUUUACUCUGUUUAAACAAAAGAAGAAAAGGGAGAUAUAUUUGAAUGGAAAUAUGGAUUCAAAAAAGCUUGUUUUGAAGCUGAUAUUGAUUAAGUAGAAGGUUCUAGUUUUAGUGAGUACUUUUACUUACAAGAUAAUAUCUAAAUCAACAAUUACCUUACAAAAAAUCACUCAAUUAAUAGCUUUAUCAGUAAUUUAGAUGCUAGAAUUCAAAAAAGUAAAUAUAAUGAAUUAGUUUUGUAACGCAUUCUAGCUGUUGGCUAAUCUAAAUCCAUCAUUUUUUACUCAAUUAUUGAUUAUGAUAACAAGCCCUAAUUUAAAAAGAUUUUAGUUGUUAACCACUUAAAAAGUGAAGUAAAAAACAUAUUUUGGUUGAAUGCUUAUACUUUAAUCCUCUUGCUAACUGAUUAUUCAAUUAUUUAUUUUAAACUAUCACCUGUAAAUAUUGGAUUUGCUGUUCAAAUUUAGGCUAGUGAUUAUAUCAAAUGAUUUUUGCUAACUUUCUACCAGCUAAAAAAAUAAACUAAAUUUUUAUUAACGUAUGUAAUUUAAAUAAACACAAGCCAGAUCAAAUUGUUUUCUUGUUUAUAAAAACUGUAAAUUAAUUAUAAUUGAUUCUAAUUUUAAUAAUUGGUAUUAAGAUUAAAAAUGACUGGAUUCAAACAUGCAUUUUCAAUUUUUAUUUAUUUAAAAUGAAUUUCUAAUUUAUCU
This is a messenger RNA of Tetrahymena thermophila SB210, 2257 nucleotides long. RefSeq lists its product as hypothetical. Lineage: Eukaryota; Ciliophora; Oligohymenophorea; Hymenostomatida; Tetrahymenidae. The record is from RefSeq and is a predicted model, not a curated record. The transcript has 4 exons. Gene Ontology annotation, molecular function: protein binding.